CGAAGCUUUAUCUCUAUCCUCACCAUACCACUACGUGCAACCCCCAGCUUACGAGCAGGUUUCUUCAUUUAAAGCUAGAGACCAUGGUAGUUUCACACCCUACUCCUCCUGUUACACGCAAAAAGGUUCGCAAGGGCCUUACGGGGGCGAAGCCCACGCCCGGGGCCAAACCAGCGACAGAGUCAAGUCACGUUGACGAGGACAUGUCCAGGGAUCCCCUCGCUCAACAACUAGCUGCUAGCGUCGACGACGAUAUGGGUGGAAUAUCCGGUCCCCAUGCUUCGACGGCACCAUCAUUCCCGUCCCUCCCUCCCUCCGCUAUAUCUUCGCAAUCACUUAAAUCAGAGACACGGAGAAUUCCCAUACCACCCCACCGUAUGACUCCAAUAAAAAGGGACUGGGUUAAUAUAUUCUCCCCGCUCACGGAAAUUCUCGGACUGCAAGUUCGUAUGAACGUACAACGAAGAUGUGUAGAAAUACGAACCUCAAAACAAACCAAAGAUAUUGGGGCGCUACAGAAGGGCGCUGAUUUUAUCAAGGCAUAUGCACUGGGUUUCGAUGUCAAUGACGCUAUCGCCCUCCUUCGACUCGACGAUCUCUUUAUUGACUCUUUCGAGAUAAACGAUGUGAAGACACUCCACGGUGACCAUUUAUCUCGUGCAAUUGGACGGAUAGCAGGCCAAGAUGGAAAGACAAAAUUUACAAUCGAAAAUGCUAGUCGUACGAGAAUUGUGCUGGCUGACACGAAAAUUCAUAUAAUGGGUUCUUUCCAAAAUAUCAAAAUCGCCAGAGACGCUAUUGUCUCUCUGAUUCUGGGUACACCGCCUGGAAAAGUGUACGCCGGGCUGAGAACCGUCUGCAGUCGGUUGAAACAGCGGGCUCUGUAACACCAGACAUUCCCCCAUGAUGCUGAUUCUACUCCUACUGUGACGUCUUGUGAUCUCAAGUUUCAAUAUUGACGUGUUAGAGCUGGUACCAUCUCUGCUGAUGUGCAAAUACCUGGUUGGAAUUCUUGACGAUGAGGAAGGUGCAGGAUAUCAAGUCGGUACAGGUAAUUCAGUGCCGUGGUGACUUCUGCCGCAUAGAAUUUGGAAACGGGUUCAGGGAACCCCUAUGGGCAGAGGUUCAUGAGGGAAUACAGGAAGACUACAAAUACGCACCACCUCCGGGUACGAAAUCCAUGAUCAUGUACAAAUUCGGCGAACCUGUAAGAUGCCUUGGGCUGAGGUGACACCCACCAGAGGGAUGGCGG
Molecule: messenger RNA, 1252 nt
Organism: Pisolithus orientalis
Lineage: Eukaryota; Fungi; Basidiomycota; Agaricomycetes; Boletales; Pisolithaceae
Exons: 5
Coding region: 84-887 (267 amino acids)
Cellular component (GO): nucleolus
Molecular function (GO): RNA binding
Source: RefSeq, a predicted model, not a curated record